AUGUCAUCACGUAAAGCCAAAUUUGUACUAGACGAAGACCUUCUUAAUCUAGCUAGGGAACACUUCCUUAGACAAGAAAAGAAAUCAUUCUUGCUGGUAACGCGUCUCUCGAAAGUUUUGAGGAGCCAAGCAAAGACUUUCUGUCAAAAUCCACCUGGUCAAUCCCCUACUCCAACAGUACCAAUCACAAUAAUAUCUUUUGGUACUGCACAACUCAAUAAUUCAAUUACGAUAUUUCUUCAGAGUAUAGGUGUGCCAAAUGAUAACAUCACUGGUGUUGGAAGAGGAGCGCCUGCUUGCAACGGCUCCAAUAUUCAAAAUUAUCAAUUACAUAUUCUUGCUGCCGAACUCUUCAAUGGUGCUCUAACUGGAAUUCCUAAUGGUUAG
Messenger RNA from Entrophospora sp. SA101, 387 nucleotides. NCBI's taxonomy places the organism in Eukaryota, Fungi, Glomeromycota, Glomeromycetes, Entrophosporales, Entrophosporaceae. The record is from the annotation of a GenBank genome assembly.